This is a messenger RNA of Fukomys damarensis (Damara mole-rat), 2288 nucleotides long. RefSeq names its product essential meiotic structure-specific endonuclease 1 (gene Eme1). Gene Ontology annotation, biological process: mitotic intra-S DNA damage checkpoint signaling; resolution of meiotic recombination intermediates; replication fork processing. Gene Ontology annotation, molecular function: DNA binding; nuclease activity. Bases 383 to 2071 code for a protein of 562 amino acids. The transcript has 10 exons. Gene Ontology annotation, cellular component: Holliday junction resolvase complex; nucleus. The record is from RefSeq and is a predicted model, not a curated record. Lineage: Eukaryota; Metazoa; Chordata; Mammalia; Rodentia; Bathyergidae.
UCGAGGCUGGCGUCGCGAGCACUGUCGCGCAGGGGCGUGAUGACUGGGGACUCUCGCCGUGGGCCGCCAGCCUCAGAGGGGCCCGCUUGUCCCACUGCCCGGUUUUGUAGGAGUCAGCCGAGAUCAGGGAGAGGACAGGGACGAGGUCCCCGGCCUGGCAUAGAUCCGGAAAACUCAAGUGAUCUCGCAGAAAUGUGCAGUGGAUUGCUCAUGGCACCGCUGUUUAUCAUAGCCGAAGGGGAAAGAGACGAAAUUGUUCCUGAAGCGAUGAACGGACAAGCAGAACAUGUCAGAUCCGUACAGUGGAGUCGUACAGGAGGCUAAGUGGGAGAAAACGGGAACAAAAGGAUACAUACUGUAAUUACUUGGACAACGCACAUCAAUGGCUCUAACAAAGUUGUCGCUCUCCUUGGAUUCCAUUGAGAGCGAUUCUGAGGAGUUGCCAACAUUUGCCUUCCUGAAGAAGGAACCAUCUUCAGGGAAGAGGAGGCAGCCUGCCAGGGCCGGCGAGAUAAUCGUGGUGGACGCCUCGGACUCCGAGGCCUCCCAGGCCUCCCGACCUCCAUCCCCAGGGCCGGGGGAGCCCCCUGUCCCGCACGCAGCGGUCACUCCCACCCGGGCAGAGCUGCUCGGAGUGCUGAGCAGUGGGAGCGAGGACGAGGGGGAACUUGUCCCCCUGGCCAGGAGGCUUAAAUGUAAGUUUCUGACACACAGGCAGCUAAGCCCUAAGGCCUCCAGCCCCUCGGGUGAAGUUCUCGAGGAUCAUCAGAAUGGGGGACCCUCCCAUGACCGGCGAGAACCGUCCUUCCCAGAGGUCUGUGGUGUUCCCCUUGGCCACAGCUCCGAGUGGGGUGCAGCAGAUAACCAGGCCCAGAGCUUGGACUUCUCGUGCCGUGACCCCCCGGCAGCCCGGACCACCUGUCUCAUUCAGAGCCACGGAUUGGCAGGAACCCAGACGAAACCUGGCGUCGCCCCGCCUCAGAAGACAGCCAAGCACAGUCCGAAGCGGGAGAGGAGAGGCGCGCAGGGCCGAGCGAGCAGGAAGGAAAGGAAGAAGGUGGUGCCGGGCAGCAGGCUGAAGGCCCAGCGACCGGAGGAGUGCCUGAAGCACAUCGUCGUGGCGUUGGACCCAGAGCUUUUGCAGGCGGAAGGCGGAGGCCAGCUCCUCGGAGCACUGCAGGCCAUGAACUGCCGCUGUGUCAUCGAAGCACAGGCCGUGCCCCACAGCGUCACGUGGAGAAGGGCAGGGCCUGCCGAGGAUGAAGAGGCCUGGGUGGAGGAGCCAGCAAUCCUGGUGUUGCUCCUGGCAGAGGCUUUUGUGUCCAUGAUCAGCAACUUAAAACAGGGACUCCCAGGCAGCAGUGAGAACGGGAAGAAAACCCUCGAGGGCUUCGUCUCUGAUGUCACAGCAAGGACAGGAGGGAAAGCUCUGUCCCUGGUGAUUAUGGAUCAGGAGAAAUGCUUCAGGGCUCAGAAUCCUCCCAGAAGAGGCAAACAGGGAGCUGCAAAUAAACAAGCCAAGGAGAAGCAGCAGCGACUGCUCGAGUCCAGCACGGCACCCACCGUGUCCAGGGUAGACAUGGAAGAGGCACUGAUAGAUCUGCAGCUGCACACAGAAGCCCAGGUCCAGAUCGUGCAGAGCUGGAAGGAGCUGGCUGACUUCACCUGCUCGGUCACAAAGGCCGUGGCCGAGGCACCUUUCAAGAAGCUCCGAGACGAAACCAGCUUCUCCUUCUGCCUGGAGAGCGACUGGGCCGGAGGGGUGAAGGUGGACCGUGCCGGCAGGGGUCUCGCACUGGUCUGGAGGAGACAGAUUCAGCAGCUGAACCGGGUCAGCCUGGACAUGGCCAGUGCUGUCGUGGACGCCUAUCCCUCGCCACAGCUCCUGGUGCAGGCUUAUCAGCGGUGUGUCUCCGAGCAAGAACGCCAGAACUUGGUGGCAGGCAUCCAGGUGCGCCGUGGGGUGGGUGUGACAGCCACCUCCCGCCGCGUUGGCCCCGACCUGUCCAGGCGCAUCUACCUUCAGAUGACUGCUCUGCAGCCAGACCUCUCUCUGGACAGCGCUGACUGACCCCCAGCGGGGGAGAUCUCUACCUCCCCAACUUUGGGACGUGGUGGAAAGCCCAGCCCAGCCCAGCCUUUGUUCUCCUGUCUGAGUUUCCUCCCCAUUUCCGGACAGAGGGUGACACCUGCACCUGCCUUCACUUACUAGCCCCUUGCAGCAAAACCAGCUGUCCCCGCCAGCCCGAGACAAAAGGAACACAGAUGGACCACUCAGACACAGAUUU